Hirundo rustica (Barn swallow) is the source of this 1582-nucleotide messenger RNA. RefSeq names its product NFKB inhibitor alpha (gene NFKBIA). The record is from RefSeq and is a predicted model, not a curated record. The transcript has 7 exons. The coding region runs from base 77 to 1072 and encodes 331 amino acids. Gene Ontology annotation, molecular function: protein binding. Lineage: Eukaryota; Metazoa; Chordata; Aves; Passeriformes; Hirundinidae.
GGUCGGGCUUUGACUGGCUGGAAAUUCCCGUCCUCCGCGGCUCCUCCCCCGCAGAAAUCCCCCGGCCGCGCCGUAUAUGCGAGGCGCCGCCGCCGCCGCCGCUCACUGCAGUGCCCGCAGCUCCGCCGCCAUGAUCGCCGCUCACCGCGCCGCCGAGCCGCCCGCUAUGGAUGGCUACGAGCACCCCAAGAAGGAGCGCCAGGGCGCCUUCCCGCUCGACGACCGCCACGACAGUGGCCUGGACUCCAUGAAGGAGGAGGAGUACCGGCAGCUGGUGAAGGAGCUGGAGGACAUACGGCUGCAGCCCCGCGAGCCGCCCUCCUGGGCGCAGCAGCUGACGGAGGACGGGGACACUUUUCUCCAUUUGGCCAUUAUUCACGAGGAAAAAGCCCUGAGCCUGGAGGUGAUCCAGCAGGCGGCCGGUGACCGGGCUUUCCUGAACUUCCAGAACAACCUCAGCCAGACUCCUCUUCACCUGGCAGCGAUAACUGAUCAGCCUGAAAUUGCUGAGCAUCUUCUGAAGGCCGGAUGCGACCUGGAAAUCAGGGACUUCCGAGGAAACACCCCUUUGCACAUUGCCUGCCAGCAGGGCUCCCUCAGGAGCGUCAGCGUGCUCACGCAGUACUGCCAGCCACACCACCUCCUCGCUGUCCUGCAGGCAGCCAACUACAACGGACAUACGUGUCUUCAUUUAGCAUCUAUUCAGGGAUACCUGGCUAUUGUCGAGUAUCUGCUGUCCUUGGGAGCAGAUGUAAACGCACAGGAGCCGUGCAAUGGCAGAACAGCACUACAUUUGGCAGUCGAUCUGCAAAAUUCAGACCUGGUGUCGCUUCUGGUGAAACAUGGGGCAGACGUGAACAAAGUGACCUAUCAGGGCUAUUCUCCCUAUCAACUCACCUGGGGAAGAGACAACUCAAGCAUACAGGAACAGCUGAAGCAGCUGACCACAGCUGACCUGCAGAUGUUGCCAGAAAGUGAGGAUGAAGAGAGCAGUGAAUCAGAGCCUGAGUUCACAGAGGAUGAACUUAUAUAUGAUGACUGCCUUAUUGGAGGACGACAGCUGGCAUUUUAAAGCCAUGAAAAGAAGAGUGGGAUGUGUAACAUCAGUACAGAUCUGUGAUUAUUCACACCACCUGCGAAAAAGCCACAGAGCCAAUCUUCUCAGCCCUGCGAAGGUAACGGACUACACAUCCAACCUGCUCAUCACAGGGAGCUUUCUUGUGGCAUCAAGUACUACAGGGAGCAAGUGUGGACUCAUGCCAGCACCUCUUCUCAAGGGACUCUGUGUUCAUUUGUGCUAGGCUGGUGGCAGUCCCUGUCCUUUCUGACUGACCUCAGCUGCUCUCAGUGGGGCGUCCCAGGUGGAGGAGUCAGCCCAAGGGACUGAUGGCCUCUUGACUCUUAGGCAAAAGUAGCAAUAGUGUUAACUGUGGGCAUUGGAAAAGUGUGUUUCACACUGUGUGUGUCAUAAUUGCUACACUUUCUAGCAACUGUAUAUUGUGUAAAUACUGUACAUUUUUUGUUUAUAAUUAUUUUGGUACAUGUCAGAUAUGUAUUUAUUAAAAAACCUCAGAUUACCCUA